This is a messenger RNA of Salvia hispanica, 3475 nucleotides long. RefSeq names its product Tetratricopeptide repeat (TPR)-like superfamily protein. Gene Ontology annotation, biological process: RNA modification. The record is from RefSeq and is a predicted model, not a curated record. Gene Ontology annotation, molecular function: protein binding; RNA binding. NCBI's taxonomy places the organism in Eukaryota, Viridiplantae, Streptophyta, Magnoliopsida, Lamiales, Lamiaceae.
AUGAAGGCGGCAAGGCAAUUGGGUAAUCUAUUUUGGAGAAGUGGAGACAAGUACUCUUCAAUCUCAAAUGCAUUAUCUUCUCCAGCUAACAGGAAAGAUCUGCAGAAAAUCCACUCUCUCCUGAUCACUCUUGGUCUGCAGAACUCUGCAACCUUCUUAGGUAUAUUGAUCACCAAAUACUCCCAAUUCAAAGAUACUCAUUCCGCUUUAUUAGUUUUUGGUGGGAUUUCUCCUCAAAACGAUGUUUAUGUGUGGAAUACGAUCAUUAGAGCGAUGACCCACAACAGAUGCUACACAAAAGCAUUAGAAUUUUACGCGGAAAUGAGAGAAUUGGGGGUGAAGCCUGAUAAUUACACAUUCCCUUCUGUGAUCAAUGCUUGUGGGAGUUUGGUGGAUUUUGAGAAAGGGAGGGUUGUUCAUGAGCAUGUUGUGGAGUUGGGUUUUCAAUUUGAUCUGUAUAUAAGUAAUGCCCUAAUAGAUAUGUAUGCAAGAUGCAACGAAUUGGGGUGUGCUCAACUAGUGUUUGAUGGAAUGCCCCAACGAGAUAUUGUAUCUUGGAACAGUUUGAUUUCUGGAUAUACUUCUAAUGGCUACUACAAGGAAGCAUUGGAUGUUUAUAAUCAACUGAGAAUGGUUGGCUUGUUGCCUGAUUCCUUUUCAUUAUCGAACGCCUUACUGUCCUGUGGCGGAUUAGGGGAGGUUGUAGAGGGUGAAGUAGUUCACUGCCUGGUUGAGAAGCUUGGAACACGUAGAGAUGUAAAUGUCAGCAAUGCGUUGCUGGCAAUGUAUUUUAAGUGUGAUGUCCUGGCUAACUGCACGAGGAUUUUCAGUGAGAUGGUUCAUCGAGAUAGUGUCACAUGGAAUACCAUUAUUAGUUCAUAUUUCGAAUCAGGUUUGUAUCAUGAGUCCAUGAGGUUAUUCUUGGAGAUGGUGAGACAUUCUAAACCAGAUAUUUUGACAAUCACAUCCGUUUUUCGUGCUUGUACUUGUGUUGGGGACUUGGAUAUGGGAAGGUAUGUCCAUGAUUACAUGCUUAACAAUGGAUAUGAGUGCAAUAUAGUGGCCACUAAUAUUGUUAUCAACAUGUAUGCAAAGUGUGGUGAUGUGGUCCAAGCAAGGCAAGUGUUUGAAAACGCCAAAAACCGGGAUUUGGUGUCAUGGAACUCACUUCUUGAUGGAUAUGUUGAAAAUCAGUCGUAUCAGGAAGCAAUAGAGCUUUUCAGGAGGAUGAGAACAAAUUUUCAACCUGAUUUUGUCACAUAUGUGACACUAUUUUCUAUGUCUUCUGGACUAACAAACCUAAAUUUCACUGAGGAACUCCACUGCGAUAUAAUAAAACGAGGGUUUGGUUCCACUCAAAUUGUGGGUAACGCUCUUGUGGAUGCGUAUGCCAAAUGUGGAAAAGUAGAGGAUUCUUUCAAACAGUUUGAGAGUAUGAAAUUUCGAGAUACAAUUACAUGGAACUCAAUAAUUGCAUCAUGCAGUCACUCUGAUAGCCAUAUUCUUGGUCUUAGAAUGCUUAACAAGAUGAGAUUAGAGGGGAUAAUACCAGAUAUACCUACUUUUCUAAGUUCAUUGCCUUUGUGUUCUUAUCUCAUGGCCAAGCGACAAGGGAAGGAGAUGCAUUGCUGCAUUUUCAAAUUUGGUUUUGAUUCCAAUAUUCCUAUUGGAAAUGCUUUGAUUGAAAUGUACUCGAACACUGGGAGCUUAAGAAAUUCAAUACUGGUGUUUGAGAAAAUGAAAGAGAAGGAUUUAGUUUCAUGGACGGCAAUUAUUUCAUCAUAUGGGAUGUAUGGCGAAGGAAGAAAAGCUCUUGAAACUUUUGAGCACAUGAAGGCAGCUGGUAUUCUUCCAGAUCAUAUUGUCUUCAUUGCUGUUCUGUACGCAUGCAGCCAUUCUGGUUUGGUGCAAGAAGGUCGUAUUUGCUUUGAGCAAAUGAAGACAGAACACAAUAUUGUGCCUAGGAUGGAACACUAUGCCUGCAUAGUUGAUCUUCUAUCAAGGUCUGGCCUCUUGGCUGAAGCCGAGGAGUUCAUUUCUUUAAUGCCAUUGAAGCCUGAUGCAAGUAUAUGGGGAUUACUACUCAGUGCCUGCCGAGCCAAUGGAGACAUGAAGAUUGCAGAACGUGUUGCAGAACGCGUUCUUCAACUAGAUACUUGUGAUCCAGGAUAUCAUGUUUUGGCCUCAAAUGUAUAUGCUGCCUCGGGAAGGUGGGAUCAAGUGGGAGUGAUAAGGAAAUCCUUCAAAGCUAAUGGACUCAAAAAAGACCCAGGUUGCAGUUGGCUGGAGAUUUCCACACUGUCGCAAAAUACAUAUCAAAAAUCAUGAUUUGGAGAUACUAGUCAGAGAUGCAAGCCACUUUCAUCAAUAAAAAGACAACCUGUUGCUGUAGCCUGUAGGUAUUGUUGGUGAUUGCAUCCCACAUAUGAACCUUUUAUUGUAGGUAUCAUUGGGUUCGAAUGUCUCUCUCCUCUGGUUUCGUUGCAUAAAUUUAAUUCUGAGCUGAUUUACUAUAAGAUGGUUCAAAAAAAUUAGGAGGAAAAGGGAGUUUGGACAAGAUGCAUGUCAUAUGGUAUAAGAUAGUUUUGUCUUUCUCCAUUAAAUCUAUGCUCUUCAAAGUCGAAGAACUCUUGAUCUUGUUAUGGAGUACAUCUUACCUGAAUUACAUGUUGUUGAAUGUGCAGAAGAUCAUCAUCUGUAUGGUACUAGACCAUGGAAAGGCAGACAAAGUCAGUGCUUGGUUUUAAGUUACAUGUGCUUGACCUUAGAAAGAGUUGGUCUGGUUAUUAUGAACACCUACCUGAAGGUCAAUUAUCUCUUCCAGUAUGCUGAUCAAGUUGCCCAUCCACCCAAAUGCAAUAUCAGUAUAGCCAAUGGCCUCCCCUCCAAAAAAACUCUUACCUUUUAGCUGCUCUUCUAGGAAUUUCAGAUUCUCCAUCAUUGGACCAAUAGCUUCCUCUUGGUCUUUUCCCUCAGAGGUGAAGACCCUCCAUGUCAAUGGCAUAACCUACUUUUCAAAAAGUGUAGACUCUGAUGUGAAGGAAUUUGUGUAUACCUUGUCAUCUCCGAAAUUGGCCCAAAACCGAGCCAUGGCUUUCUCAUUAGGAUCUUGGGGAAGAAGAGGAGGCUGCUUCCACACAUCAUCGAUGUAUUCAAGAAUCACUAGGGACUCACAAACUGGCCUUCCAUUGUGCAGGAGAACGGGGACCUUCUUGUGCACAGGAUUGUACUCGAGGAGUGAAGCACUUUUUUUUGUCAUAUCCUCCAGUACCGUUUCGUACUCCAAGCCUUUAAUCUUCAAAGCAUGUACCACCCUCAAAGCAUAAGGACUUGACCAUGUCCUCAUCAGCUUCAGAUCUUCUGCCAUUUUCCCUUUGACAGUGCUUAUCAGUUCUAUUUAUAUGGACUCACUUUCCAUCAGCUUUUGUAUGUGUAUCAAAUUUAUACUGUUAAUGAUGUCCAUUAUUUGUUUGUA